Amyelois transitella is the source of this 2690-nucleotide messenger RNA. RefSeq names its product protein SPT2 homolog. The coding region runs from base 164 to 2248 and encodes 694 amino acids. The transcript is spliced from 9 exons. Gene Ontology annotation, cellular component: nucleolus. The record is from RefSeq and is a predicted model, not a curated record. Gene Ontology annotation, biological process: nucleosome assembly; regulation of DNA-templated transcription. Lineage: Eukaryota; Metazoa; Arthropoda; Insecta; Lepidoptera; Pyralidae. Gene Ontology annotation, molecular function: histone binding; DNA binding.
ACCAUAGAGUAUUUAGUACGUUUCCAGAAAAUGGUUGGAUUGUGUGUUGGAUUUAGCUCUGACACGUAUUUUUGUAAUAGUCGUUAAUAGUUUGUGAAAAUUGCCCGAUGUUAUCAAAUUAUGCUUUGUAAUUUUAUGAGGAUUGUUAAUAAUAAAUAAAACAAUGGAGUUCCGUGAGACUUUACUGGCUGCUCAACGAAAUCAACAAGAGAAGUCAUCUGCCAGUUUGUAUUACAAGGCGCGGUUUGACCCUCCGAAAAAGGAGCAGAAACAAAGGGAUCGGCUGUCUGCAAAUAUCCAGAAGUUUUUGGCUAAAAAAGAUGAAGAGGAGAAACAGAAAAAACUAGAAGCUCAACGAAAGCGCGAGGAGCUGCUUGCUAUGCGUGACCCCAAAGCUCUCAGGAAAAUACAAAAGACGUUAAAAGUGAUUAAAUCUGCCAACAAGUCAGUUUUGGAAGAUGCCAUAGAUCGGGACCACACUGCUAUCACACUGCAGGGCCCAGAACAACCGGACCAAGAUGAUUAUGGCUAUGAAUCACAGGAGUCAGCUGCUCUCUAUCAAAAAAUGAUGCAAAAGUACAGCAAGAUACCAGAUGAACCAAAAUUUCCAGUGGCAAAUACAACUGUAAAGAAGGACUUGAAUGGUACAAGAGAAAGAGUCAAGCAAGCGUUGCAACACGAAGAUGACCCUGUUCCACAUAAGAGGCGGAGAAAAACUGAAAAUGGAGAGAAAGAUCCGAGCCCACCACCAAAAGAAGGGGAACGAAGGAAAGAAGAUCAAUCGAAACCUGACAAACCCAAAGUCAGGAAGCCCAUGCCGCCACCCAUGGACUUCAAUCAACUGUUGAAGUUGGCCGAGCAGAAGAAGAGUGAGCCGAUAGAAGUAGCCGCUAAAAAAAUGAUAGCAGAACAGGAGGCAGAAAGGUUGAUGACGAAGAAGCAGAAACGCGAGUAUGAAGAAGAGAUGGCGCGCCGGCAAAGGCGGCUGGAACGACUGGAGGCCGAGAAGGCGGGAGGCACAAAAAUUCAAAAAGAGGAAACAGUUAGGGAUAAGAAACCUGAAUCUGGAGGAUUUGGAAGAAUUCCAAAAGUAAAUGACAAAAUGUCUAGCAACCAACUAAAUGACCGAUCCAAAGCAUCAGACAGAGACAAAUAUGAGUUGGAAAGGGUGAAAGAAAGACAACGACAGGAGAGAGACAAAGCUAUACGAGACAAAUCAGACAGAGAGCGAUCAGAUCGGGAGAAGUUCAAUAGAGAAAAAUUGGAAAAGGAAAGGUUAGACAGAGAGAAGUUAGACAGAAUGAGAGCAGAAAGAGAGAGAUUAGACAGGGAGAUAGAGCGGUUAAACAAAGAUAGGGAGCGAUUAGACAAAACAAGAACUAAACUUGAAUCCAAAUCAUCAUCAGUGGAAAGAACAACUAAAUCUGAUAAAGGUAUUUCUAGUUCUAGAGAAUCAAAUAACAAACAAGAAAUCAAGAAAAAUAUUGAUCUAAAGAGCCAAAACACUUACAGGAUAGAUAAGAAUCCAGAGAGGAAAUUCACAAUACCAAGUAAGAAUGAUGGGAAGUAUUCUAAUGGCCAAAACCCUAAUGGAAAACCUAUUCCGAAAGUAGGUAAAGACCAGUUACAGAAGAAUGAUAGAGAUAAGGUUGGAAUGAUAAAACAGAAGUGUUCACAUGAUGGAUCUCCUAAACUAAAUGGUAGAAUAGAGAAUGGCAAAUGUCUUCCAGAAAAUGGUAAAGUGCCUUUAAAGAACGAUAGAACUGUGCAAAGUAGCAAGUCUGUGCCUGGAUCUAGUAAAGAGAAAAUUAGCAAUAGUUUUGAUUUUGAUAAACAUGUCAAUUCGUUGAAAAACACUAAUGGCGGGAAGAGGCCCGACGGUGGUCGACAAUUUCCUCCUAGCGACGUGAGGCGGAAAAUGCAGGCCAACGGGAUGAAGGGAAUGCCAAAACGUCGCGCCGUUCCUUCGGAUUCUGAAUAUGACUCUGAAAUGGAUGAUUUUAUCGACGACGGCGAUGAAAAUAUGGACUAUUCCACGCACAUUAGGGAAAUAUUCGGAUAUGAUAAAUCAAAAUACAGAGACAUCGACGACGACGAUGACCCAAUGAUGGAAUCCAGUUUUGCUCGGCAGCAGCGAGAAGAAUACAUCAGUAAGAAAAUUGGCAUAAUGGAAGAUUUAGAAGAUAUGAAGAUGGAAGCCAUGGAGAAAAAACGAAAAAAGAAAACCCGCCGGCUGAGCGAUGAUUGAUGAUUAUAUAUAACGCCUUAUCUCAUAACGGACCAAGAUUACGGUUGUAUAUUGCGCAUGUAAAAAUGUUUAAAGUAUAUUGGGAUAUAAUUUGUUUUUAUAUAAGUGUUUUGUGUAUAUUAAAUACAUAUAUAGUUGAUUUGUGAUGUGAUUUAAUUGAAUUUAAUAAUUAUUUAAGUCUUUUUUUUUCUGUUGUAAUUUCGCUUUAAGUCUACUGAGAAAAAAUAAUGCCAUCGCAACAAUAAAACUUAGUUACUGUGGUUAAAGUUGGAUACACUAGCAAUUUUUUUAUUAUUAAUUUUGAGUUGUUAUUCUAACAAUAAUAACAAACCUCGUUCUGUUAAAGUACGAAAAAAAGUCUACCUACUGUGACAAUAUUAUUAAGUCGAAUCAGUAUAACUAAAUACAACAAACUAAUUUUAAUAGUUGAACAAUGUAAAUU